Drosophila serrata is the source of this 849-nucleotide messenger RNA. It is a transcript of the gene Not11, whose product is annotated as CCR4-NOT transcription complex subunit 11. Gene Ontology annotation, cellular component: CCR4-NOT complex. Lineage: Eukaryota; Metazoa; Arthropoda; Insecta; Diptera; Drosophilidae. The record is from RefSeq and is a predicted model, not a curated record.
UUUCAUAAACAUAAAUUUUUAAAACAAAAAGAAAAAAGGAAAUCAUAUGAAAAGUUGCGGCAUUAACUCUAAAUUAAAAAUAGCAAGCCAACAUGUUUCUCUCCAUCGCUCCGCCUUUAAUGGAUUUCGAAGACGAGCUGCUUUGGAUUAAUCAGUCCAACAGCGAGAAACUCGAGAUAUUGUACGACAAAUCGAACUAUGUGACACCGAACACCAAGCACCUCAUCGAGCAAGCCUUUCUCCAGCCACUCAGCCUCCAGGAUCAACACAUCCUGUUUGAUGAUCUGCUGAAGCAGAACACGGACAUUACUCGUCAAUAUGGAUUGACCCCGGCCAAACUACCUCUUCUUGUUGAAAACAAUCCUCUGAUUUCCAUUGAAAUUCUAUUAAGACUGAUGAUGACCACCGACAUAACCGAGUAUUUUAAUAUAUUGGUUAACAUGGAUAUCACACUGCACUCCAUGGAAGUUGUCAACCGACUAACUACGUCGGGUCCAUUGCCCACGGAGUUCAUUCAUUUGUACAUUAGCAAUUGCAUCUCCACAUGCGAAACAGUUAAGGAUAAGUACAUGCAGUCCCGCCUUGUGCGGCUUGUUUGCGUAUUUCUUCAGUCAUUAAUUCGAAAUAAGAUUGUGAACGUUAAGGAAUUAUUCAUUGAAAUUGAAGCCUUCUGCGUUGGGUUUAGCAAGAUAAAGGAAGCUGCUGCUCUUUACCGCCUUAUCAAGCACUUGGAAACUGGCGAGAGUGGAGCCCUGUCUUCGAACUCCCUUGCAAAGUAGCUUGACUUGUUACGUUUUAAAACUAGUUGAUAAUUAGCCAAAAUAAAAAGAAAUCAAUUAACCGCAGGAA